AUCCAAGAUGGCGGUCCCUGGCUGCGUAUUUUUGUUGACGAAAUCAUCUUGCCUCAAUUGUCAGUUAUAUACUCUCUGAUAUAUUUCAUCAGGAAGUAGGACUGCUACAUGUGUAGAACAAGAACGGCUACUUUGCUCAUUCAGGUCAGGACUGAAGGAAGGACACCACAGUAGAGUCGACUGUUCGCCCUCCUAUCUCACCAGUGCCUCAACGCCGGGAUGGCUCCUAUCAUGGGUGAUGUGAUGCGCCUGUGCUGCGAAAUUUCAGCUCACGAUCAGAUCAAGGUCGCAGUGAAAAACUCCACCAAAGGAGCGAUGAUGGCAGGAGGAACAGCCUUUGUGGGCGGGCUGCUGGGUGGACCUGCGGGGAUCGCUGUCGGUGGAGCAGUGGGCGGUCUCUUGGGCAGCUGGAUGACCAGCGGUCAGUUCAGGCCUCUGCCUCAGAUCCUGAUGGAGCUGCCACCCAACCAGCAGAAGAAGCUCUGCGACGACAUUAUGGCCGUCCUAGGCAACCUGAACUGGACGGACGCGGCCCAGCUCAUCGCCCUCGUGAUGGGGAACGCCACUCUCCAGCAGCAGGUCACCGCUGCGCUGCUGAACUACAUCUCUAAAGAACUCAGAGCAGAGGUCCGUUAUCAAGACUGAGUCAUGGAUACAGACGGACUUUUCAGGAUUUCAGAUUAGGUUUUAAAAACACCAACACAAUCCUUUUUGCACUCGGCUGGUACUCGGCAACUACAGUGAUCAUAGCAACUUGUCUGUGUAACUCAAUAAUGACUGGAUAGAGAAUAUUUAGUAUGACAGGUGGACUUCAACGUCAGUUUUCCUCUCUGCCUUUUCAACCUCUGUAUAAUAAUGUUUAUUCUGGAUUACAACAUAAUGUUCUCACUAUACACUACUGUGCAAGAGUUUAGAUUCUUCUCCAUCACACACUGCAGCAGGGCAACGAGCCCAACACACACACAGAGUCAUCAAGAACUUUCCUCUGUGAAAAGUCCUGCAACAGAGUCCUGAUCCCAGCAGCAUGGAGUCAGUCUGGGAUCACAUGAAGAGACAGAAGACACUGUGGCACAUUCUCCAAGACACUUGGAGCAAUCAGCUGACUGCCUUAAAAAACUGUUCACAAGUGUACCGAGGAGAACUGGUGCAGUCACACCAGAUAUAGUUUUGAUUUAGAAUUUUUGUGUGAAGGUAAUUGAUCAAUAAAAACUAUUCAUGGCUUUA
This is a messenger RNA of Seriola aureovittata, 1224 nucleotides long. RefSeq names its product protein C19orf12 homolog. The transcript has 3 exons. The coding region runs from base 220 to 645 and encodes 141 amino acids. The record is from RefSeq and is a predicted model, not a curated record. Lineage: Eukaryota; Metazoa; Chordata; Actinopteri; Carangiformes; Carangidae.